UGCAAAGGAGGGCAUCGCGGCGGCGCCUCGACGCGGAAGUCCUCCCUCCGCCACCUGCCCGGGAGCUCCCUCCGGAACUUCUUGACUUAGGGGGCUUCCUCGGGGCUGGACUCCCUGGGAGGAUACCUGGAGGGAGGGAGUGACGGGGAGGAGGAGGAGGAGGAGGCAGUCUUGUCGCCCCAAGGAGACACAGAGAGAGAGACUGGUGCCGCCAUGCAGUAAUUCAAUAGAAAUGGAGGUAUGCUGGGGAAGGUAGAAGACAGCAGAAAAAGAAGAAGGCAACAUUACAGACGGAUCUAUUCAAUCAAGGAAGACUGAGUUUGUAGAACCAAGAUCUCUUGUUCACAAUGCUGAAGUGAUGGUGAAUAGCAACAAGCAGCAAUAUCAGGAGUACAAGGCUGAAAUUUCACUGAUGCCUUUAUCUCACUUUGAGGACCAUGAAGCUCUGCUUCCGUUCCCAACCAAAUGGGAUUUUGUCCUAGUCUGUGACGAUCACCACCCCUACAGUGAGAAGUAUCACAAGAAGAAGAGGUUUCUUGAAGAACUGCACAGAAAAGGCUUCAUUAUUAAGAUGAUUCAAGACAAAAAGCUAUUUUAUGGAAUUAAUGCCCCAAGUGGACUUUUCCGAAAAUAUCAGUGGCUUUUGAAGAAUCCGGACAAUGCACCAGAAGUUCUAUGUGAACAGCAACAAGAGGAAGAGCUGGGAGUACACAUUUCACCUACAACAAGGAUACGUAUUGUCAGCUUUAUUCUGGAGAACACUGAAAUUGAUAGCACUAAAGAGAAACUUCAUGACUUGAUAAAGAAGAAAGUAUUUGAAACAGCAUUUCCUUUACAUGAGAGAGAACAUCUGGGAAAAUUCUUGAAAAUUAACUGGGCCCGAUGGAGAGAUAUCCUUUAUCCGCAACCAAUUGGGAAAAUCAGGACAUAUUUUGGGGAGAAAAUUGCCCUUUAUUUUGCCUGGUUGGGUUGGUAUACUCGCAUCCUAUUCUUUGCAGCCCUGCCAGGCAUUUUCCUUGUCAUAUAUGGGUUCUACACCUUCAGUAGCGGCCAAAUCAGCAAAGAGAUUUGUGCUGCCAACACCACUAUAAUGUGCCCGCUUUGUGACCAGAAGUGCCCAUUUUGGCCCCUGUCAGACACUUGCACGUAUGCCAAGGUUACCCACUUGUUUGACAACAGAGGGACAGUCCUCUUUGCAAUCUUCAUGGCAGUUUGGGCCACUGUGUUCUUAGAACUGUGGAAGAGACACAGAGCUAGAGUUGUCAGUGAUUGGAAACUCUACUGGUGGGAUGAAGAAGAGGAGGAGCUGGCCAUGGAGCUCAUUGACAGCCCAGAGCACGCCCUCCAGCAGUACCAGCAUUCCUACAUCCGUAGUACCAUUGUGCUCAUCUUGGUUAUGCUAAUGAUUGUCAUGCUGAUUGGAAUUGCUCAUGCACUGGUCGUCUAUCGAGUUGUAGUGACAGUCAUCUUCACUCAUUCCGGCUCAGAAUUCUUUCGUGAGAAAGCCAUUACCAUUGCCGUAAUGACAGGGGCUGUCUUGCACUACCUGACCAUCAUCACUAUGAGCAAGGUAAACAGGCGUGUAGCACUCUUUCUCUGUGAUAUUGAGAAGCCAAGGACAUUCAGUGAGCGUGAGAAGAGCUUCACCUUCAGAUACUUCACAUUCCAGUUCUUCACCCACUUUUCUUCUCUGAUCUAUGUUGCUUUCUUCCUAGGAAGAAUUAAUGGUCGUCCAGGAGAUUAUGUUCGUAUUCUUGGCAAGUGGAGACUGGAAGAAUGCCAUCCUAGUGGCUGCCUCAUAGAUCUUUUUAUCCAAAUGGCCAUAAUCAUGAUAUUAAAGCAAACCCUGAGCAACUUUGUGGAGUUCAUGCUUCCAUGGGUAAGCUAUAACUUCAACUUGCUGUGUGGAAAGACCCAAAGCAAUAGCAGGGUUCAUUCAGAGGAAAGAGCCCAGGAUCCCUGCAGAGAAGAAUGGCUGUGGAACUAUCAGCUUAAUGAAGUCAACCCCUUCAGUUUGUUUGAUGAGUAUUUGGAGAUGAUGAUUCAGUACAGCUUCACUACUAUUUUUGUGGCCGCCUUCCCUUUUGCUCCGUUGCUGGCCUUCAUCAACAACGUCAUUGAAAUUCGAGUAGAUGCCAUCAAGAUGGUGAGAUUACAGAGGCGGAUGGUGCCCAGAAAAGCCAAUGACAUUGGAGCCUGGUUGCAGGUACUAGAAGCAAUUGGCAUUUUGGCUGUCAUUGGCAAUGGCUUAGUAAUUGCCAUCACUUCAGAUUUCAUUCCCAUGGAGGUGUAUCAAUACAUGUACAGCCCCUGUGUACAGAAGAACCACAGCAACAUAGACUGUUUGACAGGUUACAUCAACUACAGCCUUUCUGUCUUUAAUGUCCACGACUUUGAGAACCCCAAGGAUCUGGCAGAGCUGAAGGACUCCAUGGGGAACAAUAUAACACACUGCAGGUACCGGGAUUACAGGAACAGUGAUGACUACAGCUAUUCAGUCCAUUUUUGGCAUGUUUUUGCUGCUCGUCUUGCCUUCCUUAUUCUUUUUGAGCAUGUGGCCCUGUGUAUCAAAUUGAUUGCUGCCUGGUUUGUUCCUGAUGUGCCCAGGGGGGUGAAGAAUACGCAUCUGAGAGAAAAACGUAAAAGGCUGUUGGAAAGACUCAGAGAAAUGGACGACUCCACAGAAAUCUAGCAAAAUGUGAAGGAGUGUCUUGGGAUCAAGAGAAGAAAUCUUCACACCAAGUGCCUAGCAGAAUCGUAUUUGUAGGUUUUCAAGAUGACAGUUGAAUUCUACAGGCCUAGCUUGAUCUAUUACUUCUACUUUUUGUGAACAUUAACUCAUCAGUGAGAUGAAACAAUGCGAAGAAAUGCAGUAUUUAUAGGACAAGUGAGACCAGGUGGCAGUCAGCAUAUGAGGCAAAAAGAAAUAAGAAUAUUCUGUUGAUAAAAGAUGAUGUUACAGGAAAACUAAAAGCACCUUAGUUUAUCCAAAAUUUCAUGCUUUUCUCCAAUAAAUGGGAAGGAUCUCAAGAACUGACAAAUGUCACCAGCCAAAAUGCAAUGGACAUUGAACAGCCACAAAAUACAUACAUUGCUUCCUCAAACUCACAAAAUGCAUCAUAAAUAUUAUCGUUUAUCAGUCAGCAGGAAAUAUGUUAAGAUGGAAUUCACAUGGGUAUAUCAGCACACAUUUUUAUUCCUUGAUUUGAAUAUAAAUUUGUUUGUGUAUAAUGUGGCUUGACCUACAGACACAUGGGCUCAAUACUCCUGAUAUUUUUUAACUUCUUGGCAGUGAUCUUAAACAAGACCUACAAUGCUCCUUAAACUGUUGAAAAGCAAACUCUUCAAAAUAACUUCUUCAACCUUCUACAUCACUCCCCUUGACUUUUUAAUGGUACACAAUCUGAUACAGGGACGUGUUUCAAUGGGGAUUCAUUCAUAAAAUCAGUCAAAUUAUCUACCCACCUCACUAUGAUGAUGGGAGACUUAAUGCCAAUCUAGAAAGCACUCUAAAGCCUUUUUGAUAUGGUAAGCAUGUCCUGCUUCUAUAAUUCAAAUGAGCCUUUAGGAAAGAUGCCUUUAAUCAGGUUACAAGAGGAGCACACUCAAAAGUAAUUAUUUGUGUAUCUAUAUAUAUUUGCCUCACCUUUUUCUGAUAUAAUAUGAAUCUGUAAAGACAUAUCCACACAUAAAUGUAAGCACUGUAGUAACUGUCUUUGGAUUCUUUAUUCAAGAUGCUCUUGAAAUUCAUUUUUAUGUUUUGCCAAUUCAUAAAUGGUAUAUACAAAUGCAAGGACAAUAUACUGCAUUCUUAACUCAGCCAAGAGAAUUCAGAUGAUCAUAAAAUGCUGUAUUUACGAAAAAAGAUGUAGCAGAGCAUAAAUGCAUUUUAAUGGUUGCACAUAAAAGGGAAUUUUAACAGGUGCACCACAGUAUAAUAUGUGACAGCACUCACACUAGUUUCAAUUCACUUUUCUGUACAAGGGCUGUGUAUUUCACCACACUUAAUUACUAUAUUUAUAAACUGUUAUGUGUGUUGAAUUCUUUUGUGCUCCCUAUCAGGAUACAAAGCAAAAUACGAAAAGCGUAAAAUAUUUAUAUUUUGAUAUGGUCCAAUUACUUUUGUCCAUUGACUUUAUUAUAUUAUACAAAUUGGCUAGGGCUGAAUGAAUCCUGUAAUUGAUCUUUAACAUUAUUACCCUUACAUUGAAAUUCUCUGACUUUUCAUUAUGUGCUGAUAUUACUGAUCUUAUGUGUAUUGCUUAAAGUUAUUUGGAACAAAAUCACAAACUGAAACGUCCAGGGUAUGCUGAAAGGCACUUUUGUAUUUUUACCCUGAGCAGAAUCUUGACUUUUUGGAAAGAGAUUUAGCUGUUGAUUUCAGUGACCACAAUUAUUUUCCCUGGCUCCUGAAAUCUACUUUGGAAUUGGCACUCUAGAUGUGAAAGAUCACCCAAAGACAACAUUACAUUUAGGUGAACUUAAAUGUGAAGUUAGGUAUCAAUUGUUCCAUUUUUCUUUUGGCAAAUUCUCCAUCUUACUGAAGUUAAACGUGGCCGGCAAGAGCAUUCUUUGAAAUCCAAUGCGUUCUGUGUAGAUGAAUCAGCAAAACUGCUUGGUGCCAUAAUAUUCAGGAAGGAUUUUACUCAGGGAAUCUCCUUUAAAGCUAUGUCUUAUAGUAACAAGAAGAUCAGAAGUUUUGACCCUGUGGAUUAUUUGAAUAGCAACUCUUGUCUAUGGAACCUGAGAACUUUUAUUGGGAACUUGCAGUUUUUCACAUUUUUCUAAUCUUGUGUUUCUCAUUGUUUUUAAAGUUGUACUUUUAAAGAAAACGCACCCUUAUUAAAAUUUUGUACAUGUUAAUUUUUAUUAAAUGGGAUUUUAUACAAUAAACUUUUUUAAAAAUAAAUUACAACCUU
This is a messenger RNA of Anolis sagrei ordinatus, 4919 nucleotides long. It is a transcript of the gene ANO9, whose product is annotated as anoctamin 9. NCBI's taxonomy places the organism in Eukaryota, Metazoa, Chordata, Lepidosauria, Squamata, Anolidae. Gene Ontology annotation, cellular component: plasma membrane. The record is from RefSeq and is a predicted model, not a curated record. Gene Ontology annotation, biological process: chloride transmembrane transport. Gene Ontology annotation, molecular function: chloride channel activity; protein dimerization activity.